UUUUUUCCUCUAAAUUCUCUUCAUCUUCCUCAAAUAAAUAUUUUUUUUAAAAAGAAAAUCUGUACCCAUUUUGAGGAAUUCAAGCCUACAGCUCACUGGCUCAACUACUGUGAUUGUUUAUUUACAGCGGUCCCAUUAUAUACAGUUCUUUGUCUCUAUAGAUCACUCAAAUUUGAAGAUAUCUCUUUCAUUUUCAUGACUAGCAGCACUAUGGUGCUUUUAAGAUAAGAAUCUUUGUAUGUGUUUGUCCUGAGAACCCAAGAUUUAGCAAUGGCUUGGAGGAACAAGAUGCCCAAUUUCAGAUAUAUCAUUCAGGGUGCACCAGAUGAUGUCGAGCCAGGGUGCCAGCACACUAUUCAGUCCCACGGUUCAACGCUUGCGUGGGAUCAUAAACUAGACUGGCUUAUAAUGCUGCUGCUUUUGGUGAUAGAGGUCGCCCUCUACAUCGUUGGUCCAUUUUAUCGUUUUGUAGGCGUGGACAUGAUGACGGAUCUUAAAUAUCCCAUGAAAGAGAACACGGUCCCUGUUUGGGCUGUUCCCCUAUAUGCAGUGCUUUUGCCGAUUCUCAUCUUCGUUUUCUUCUAUAUUCGAAGGAAGAAUGUCUACGAUCUGCACCACAGCAUACUAGGGCUUGUAUUUUCCGUGCUUAUAACUGCUGUCUUGACAGACGCAAUUAAGAAUGCAGUUGGCCGGCCUCGACCCGACUUUUUCUGGCGUUGUUUUCCGGAUGGACGAGAUCGAUAUGAUCGUUGGGGCAAUGUGGUAUGUCAUGGUAACGAGAGUGACAUAAAGGAAGGGCAUAAGAGUUUUCCAAGCGGUCAUACUUCGUGGUCCUUUGCGGGGCUAGGUUUCCUUUCAUUGUAUUUAGCUGGGAAAAUUAAAGCGUUUGAUCGCAGAGGCCACGUGGCGAAGCUAUGCAUCGUUUUUCUUCCUCUUCUUGUGGCGUCUCUUGUUGCUGUUUCGCGUGUGGAUGACUACUGGCAUCAUUGGCAAGACGUGUUUGCCGGGGGUCUCUUAGGUCUUGUAGUCGCAACAUUCUGCUAUCUCCAAUUUUUCCCACCGCCAUAUCACACUGAAUGUUGUAGUCCCUACGCAUACUCCCGAGCAGUGGAAGAGUUUCGCAGUCAUUCACGAGCACACGCCGCUGUUGUUAAUGGACCAAAUAUACAGCGCCUAGAGCUGCCCGCAGCAGCAGCAGAUCAGCAAACGAGCUAUCCAUCCGAGGAUGUGGAGCGUGGCAGGACGUGAAUACAACGAGACGACAACCUUUGAUCGGGUCGAAGUUUCCGAGGUAGAUUCAUAGUUUCUUGUGAAUAUUCUUCAGGUAAGAACUUCACUUCUAGAUUGCUAAAAAAAUGGCAGUGCAGAAGCUUGCAGAGAAAUAGCCUUUCUUCUUUCUUUCUGUAAGAAGUUUAGAACAUAGUACUGUAAUGUGAUCAUGGGACCAACUGAGGUUGAAACAUGAACAUGUAGAAACAGUUUGUGUUUUUUUUUUUUUUUUAAUUUAAAUGUUGAAUAUAAUAAUGAUUGUCUUGAA
Messenger RNA from Ipomoea nil (Japanese morning glory), 1537 nucleotides. RefSeq names its product putative lipid phosphate phosphatase 3, chloroplastic. Lineage: Eukaryota; Viridiplantae; Streptophyta; Magnoliopsida; Solanales; Convolvulaceae. The transcript has 10 exons. Gene Ontology annotation, biological process: phospholipid metabolic process. Gene Ontology annotation, molecular function: phosphatidate phosphatase activity. The record is from RefSeq and is a predicted model, not a curated record. Bases 271 to 1248 code for a protein of 325 amino acids.